Molecule: messenger RNA, 4959 nt
Organism: Thalassophryne amazonica
Lineage: Eukaryota; Metazoa; Chordata; Actinopteri; Batrachoidiformes; Batrachoididae
Gene: tsc1b
Product: TSC complex subunit 1b
Exons: 22
Coding region: 204-3995 (1263 amino acids)
Biological process (GO): negative regulation of TOR signaling; regulation of cell cycle; negative regulation of cell population proliferation
Cellular component (GO): TSC1-TSC2 complex
Source: RefSeq, a predicted model, not a curated record
UUUGGGGAUUAGUUUGCGUCCCGCCGCGGAGAGCCACAGCGGUGGGAUGGGCUGUGAGGUGUUCAAGAUGGCGGCGCCCUGUGGAGUGCAGUGAAUGUAACAGCGGUGCCUGGAGACUGUAUUGGAGGGUGGCCCCAGGACUCCUCCAGGCAGACAGGGUCAACGCCAAGAGAGACGCUGCCUCCACCUCCGCCACUGCCAGCAUGGCCAGGGAGCAGCCCAAUGUGGGAGACCUCAUCCCACUCCUGGAGACCUCAGACCUCCACCAGCUAGAGGAAAUAAGAGGCCUUAUCAACGAGCAGCUCAGUACUGAGCGAGGGUCUAUGCUGCUGAACGGACUAGUGGAUUACUUUUUGGAGACAAAUUCUGCUGAGGCCAUGCACAUCCUCUCCUCCAUCAGAGAGCCACACGAUAAGCACCUUCUGGACAAGAUGAAUGAGUGUUUGGCCAAACAGGUUUGCCGGCUGCCCACUGUCACCUUGCUUGGCCACGUCAUCCGCAAGCAGCCCUCUUGGAUCCACAAGAUCGCCCGUAACCCUCUGCUGCUCUCGCUGCUCAAAUGCCUGAAGACGGACACAGACGUGGUGGUGCUGAUAACUGGAGUACUGGUGCUAAUCACUCUGCUGCCCAUGAUCCCACAAGCUGGUAAACAACACCUGUGGGAGUAUUUUGACAUCUUUGGCCGCCUAGCAUCCUGGAACCUGAAAAAUCCCGGGCAUGUUUCAGAGGUUUACUUGAUCCACCUGCACGCCAGUGUCUACUCACUCUUCCACCGCCUUUACGGCAUGUACCCUUGCAACUUUGUGUCCUACCUGCGCUCCCAUUACAGCAUGAAGGAGAACAUGGAGACCUUUGAGGAGGUAGUGAAGCCAAUGCUUGAACACGUCCGCAUCCACCCAGAGCUGGUGACAGGAACCAAGGACCAUGAGCUAGAUCCCACCAGGUGGAAAAAGUAUGAAAUCCACGACAUUGUCAUUGAAUGUGCCAAAGUGUCUCUAGACCCCAAGGAAGCCUCCUGUGAGGAAGGCUAUGCCACCAUGCCUGAGAACUUUUAUCCCCAAGUUCACUUCCGACCCCAGGACUGCACUUCCAGCCCCUACACAGACCUCCACAGCAGCUACGGAAGCUCUUCUUCAACUCCACGGCAGCCACAACCCCCGCCCCUGUCCUUGCCCCCCUUUUCAGGCACACAGCCCUCGCACCAUAGCCCGCAGACCUCCAAACGCCAGGACUCCGCCUGUGAACUCAACUCUUCCUGUGGGGGCAAAGAUCCACUGUGGAGCCCCUCCUCAUUGUGUGGAAUGACCACACCCCCUUCCUCUAGAGGCAUGUCACCCAGUUUGGAGCUUUCCCACAGUGCCUCACACCUUCCCAGCCGUUUCCACUGCACAUCAGGGGGUAAAGGAACGCCUGCAUCCAGCACUCCAGCGACCUCCUCUCCACCUCCCACCCUCUCAGAUGACUUCCCCAUAAUCUCUUUGCCAACCAGCACAGUCCAGUCUAGUCCUCCCAGAAAGGACCGCAGACUAGGAGAAAGCAGUAAACCAGCAUCUGUGAGACAAGAACCCAUGAAAGAUUCCGAGAAGUGUGCAGAAGUAACCACGAACAGAGAAGCUGCUGAGAAUAUCUCCAUGACUUUGACGGAGCUGUCAGUCUUCAUGAAGAAACAAGAGCUGGAUCUUCAGCUGAGAACAGAGAAAGAGAAAGAAGAAGCUGCCAUCACGGAGGAGCUGUCAAAGAUAAAUGAGGAAACACGGGAGCUGUCAGGCCUGAGGGGCUUUGACUCGCUUUUCAUGCAGACCACUGAGACUCUGACCGGCUACCAGGCACAAGACAAGACUCCAUUCUACACACAGCUCAGUGGCCUGACACGGGACACUCACAGUGUUGCAUCAGCACCAGACAAAGUGGAGAACUCUGCAAGUAUUGUUACCGGUGGAAGAGGUGGAGGGCCAGGAGGAGAGAGCAGGGUUUCAGGCCUGGAGCAGUCCUGGUCCUUCUCGUCAGGUUUCACCCCGAUAGAUCACCACCUUCACCAAAGUCCGUCCGCUGCAGAAGAGGAUGGUUCCAAGUUUGGGAUAUUCUCUCCUAGCCUGUGCAGCAAACCGUCAGCCCUGGUACCCUAUGAAUCGUUUUUUGACCUUGUGCUGCCGCGGGCGGCCUCACUCUUUGUGGGCAAAAAGACAUCCGAUGCGGCACACAAGGCAUCGAUGGAGAGGCUGGUACAGCAGACUGAAGGGUUGGAAGAUAGGGAGGAAGAAGGGAUAACAUCUGCUUCGCCACUGGAGGUGCUGGAUCGCCUUGUUCAACAGGGGAGCGACGCACAUGACAAAGUCCUCAAGAGAUUACCUUUGCCAAGUAAAUCAGCAGACUGGACACAUUUUGGAGGCUCAGCUCCCCUUGAUGAGCACAAUACGUUGCGCAAUCAGUGUCUCCUGCUGCACAACCAGGUGCUAUACGAGCGCUACAAGAGGGAGCAGCACGCGGUCCGAAACAGAAGGCUCCUCCGGCGCAUCAUCAAUGCCACUGCACUGGAGGAGCAGAACAACACUAUGAAGGACCAACAGAACUUGCAGAAUGUGGAGAUCAUGUCCCUGAGGGACAGUCUGCAGGUGGAGCAGCAGCGAUACAGGCAGCUGUGGGACGACCGGGAGACGGUGGUGACAAAAUUGCACAGUCAGAUCAGACAGCUGCAGCAGGGACGAGAUGACUACUACACCAAGAAUCAGGAGCUGCAGAGCAAGUUGCAGGAGCAUCAAAAACGGAUGGAUGAACUGGAGGCGGAGCUGCAGAGAGCCAGUAACAAAGUCUGCCACACUGGUCACCUCCUCAACCAGAUGACCAUUAAGCUGAGCAGCAGUGAGCGCACGCAGCAGCAGAUGAGCUUCCUGAACAAGCAGCUGCUGCUCCUGGGGGAGGCACACAAACUCUCCAUGCAGGAGUUGCAGCACGCCGGCCCAGACAGCACAAAGGAGGUCCAGAUGCUCCAGAUGUCUUACGAGAAAGAGGUGGAGACACUGAAGCUGAAUCUGCUGGUUCAGGGACAGAAACUGGAGGCGGCGCAGCAGAGAGUCGGCGAGCUGGAGGCGCACCUCUCCAAAAAGGAACACCUUAUCACUGAGCAGAAAAAGUUCCUGGAGGAUGUAAAGUGUCAAGCCAAGGCUGAGCUUCAGGCCUCAGACUGCAGGUAUCGGGCUCAGAGACGGAUCACCCAGCUACUGCAGACUGAACUCCUGCAGCUCUACAGCAGAGUGGAGAUCGAGGCUCCAGCCUGCAGCGCCUCCGCCUCAUUGCCGGGGGGAAGAGCCGUGACACAGACCUGUGCCGAUUCCAGUGUCACAGUGGCAGAUGGACCAAUUGAAGCCCACGUUAAGAAAGAGGUGGACAGACAAACACUGCAUGGUUCCCCUCUGGGCAACGGCAGCACUUUAUCUCCAGGGCAAUCAAAGGCGAGCGGCUCUCUCAACGGCAGCCAGGACCUCAUCCCGCCUCUGCUGGUGGAGCCCUCUCUGUCCUGCUCCCACGUCAGCCCGUUUCCACCCCUGCCGCCAUCUGACGCCCCACUCACCGUGGGCUCCUACCCCAGCACGAAAAGCUUCCUGGGUUUGAGGGCGCGCGAGCUUUUCCGCAACAAGAGCGAGAGCCAGUGUGACGAGGAGGAGCCCCUGCCGCGCCUGACCAGCCUUGCGCAGGGGUUGAAGACUGAGCUCUGUGUGGAGCUGCCCUGCACAGAAGACGACAUGGUCAACCCUGCGCCUCCCACUUUUCUGACUCCAUCACCCACGCCUGCCACCGCCUCACCACAGAGCCCUCUCACUGUGCUGACCAAGGAGCCCCCUUCUCUGUCAAAGCAGCAGUCUUCCACCCAGGGAAGCCCACGCAGAAAGGCAGGGGUGGGCACUGGUGGAGGGCGGGGCCACGCUGGCUCACCAAGGCCCCGACAGCAGCAGCUAAAGAUCAUGGACUACAAUAAAACACAUCACGAGCACAGUUAGAGACACAAACUGAGCCCAAGAUAUAAGACCGAGAGACUGAUUGAGAAAAGCUACACAACAUAAAUCAGCAAGAGUCGCGUGUCGACACCUCUUUUGAAUUCAGUGUUAUUUGUUUGCUCCUUUGAGUGGACAACAGGAUUCUGACACCCACCCCAUUUUUUUUAGUCAUUCUCUUGAAACGAUUUACAAAAAUUGGCCAGAGUAGAGUUGAAACAGCAAGUAGAGAUGCUCAGCUUCUAAAUUUAGGCUGGAGAUGAGUUAAAAAAAAAAAAAAAAAAACACAAACACCCGGCAACAUCUGUGGACAGUAAUUGUGUGUUGCAUAUCAUGGGGCCAUGAUUCAAAUUUAAGAUGAGCUUUUAAAUGCGCAUUAUUGUAAAACAUGUCUGUUAUGACACACCAGAAGGGAUUUUGUCUCAGGGGCCGUGCUUUGGCUUUGACCACAGACGGUGUUUGGCGUUCUUGUUGACUGAGCCGCAGAGCAUGUGCGUGACCCGAGUGGAGGGAGCCGUUUGGUUUGUUCUGGCAGAAACCUGGUGUUUUUGACCUGAACUGUAACUGUUCCUUCCAAAAACUCUACUGAGAUUGCGUGCUUGCUUGUGCAUGCAAAAAUGUCAUGAGGAGAGAAUGUGUGUGUGUGUGUGUGUGUGUGUGUGUGUGUGUGUGUGUGUGUGUGUGUGUGUGUGUGUGUGUGUGUGCGCGCGCGCACAUGCGUACCAAUGUGUUGAUGAUGCAAUCAUGUCGGUACUCAUAUUUCAAGAAUGAAAACUGUGUGAGAUUUAGAAACUUUUAUACAUUUUUAUGAAUUCUGUCACAGUUAUAUUUCCAUUCAACCGGUAAAAAUCCUCAUCGCAGCGCUCUGCUUUGAAUGAUCAGUCCAAACUUUUUGGUUUGCUUCUUGUCAUCUUUACCAAUUAAUCUGUUAGUGUGAUUAAUCAUUUAACCCCUUGGUCUAUGAAAUGUC